Messenger RNA from Rotaria sp. Silwood1, 456 nucleotides. Lineage: Eukaryota; Metazoa; Rotifera; Eurotatoria; Philodinida; Philodinidae. The record is from the annotation of a GenBank genome assembly.
AUGUUCUCUCAAGAAGAAUUUAUUGGUGCUGUAUCCAAAUAUAAGCAUGGUUCAAGUUUUUGGGGUGAUCAAAUUGUAUUUUAUCUAAAUAUAGAUUUCGCAUUGAAAAAUAUACAUCAAAAUGAAGAUCCUUCUUCUUCAAUUUCAACUUCGGAUGGUCUUUUUGAUAUAACAUCGGCACCUGAAGAACUUAUCGAGAUAUUGCCUAAUAUUCAUCAAAGGUUUUGUAAUUGUUCUAAUGUUAAUAAUUGUAUGAAAUUCUAUCAACGAUUUAGAAACAAGCAACAAAUCGUUUACCAUUCUUUAGAAUAUACAAAGAAACAAUCAUCUGUUUCUUAUUUUAUCAAAUAUGGUUCAUUAUUUGGUAUUGUUAUCGUAUUUAUGUCCUGUAAUGAUAAGCAAUAUGCAGUUGUUAAACGACAUCCGAUUAAAAAACGAUUUUCUGAUUUUUUUUAA